GUGGAAGUCAAGAAAGACUUCUUCGGGAUUGGGAAGCUAGUGAGCUCCUCUGCUCUUACACUGGGAGGCUGUACUGCAACUGGAGAAGACCCUUCUGCUCAAGUGCUUGUCUUUUGAGUCUGGAUUGCAUGGAUGUGGCAGUGUAGUGAUGGUGACUAACGAUGAGCUUGUCUACACCUUCAAACUUCUCCACACCCCACAAGAGGCUUCAUCUGGUGUUCCUAUUGUUCGGAGCAUUAGUGCAGUGGUUGGAAUCGAGUGUCACUAUUCGAGAAAGGAUAAUGUGAGCAGCGAUUCCUUAGUGCCCAAUUGGGUCCCAUAUACCUCUCUUGAAGCUGCAGAGGAGGUCUUCGUCUUCUCCCUCAAGCUCAUGACCGAUGACUGGAGAUUCGAGAGGCCUUCUAACCAAUACUUCCUGGGUGAUAUCAUAAAUCUUGAAGCAUCUGUGCUUUCAUACAGCCAUGUUCCCAUCCGUGUGUUUGUGGACAGCUGUGUGGCUACAAUAGUCCCUGAUGUCACAUCUGUCCCCAGAUACUCAUUUAUUGAGAACAAUGGGUGCCUGGUUGAUGCCAAGCUCACAGGCUCCAGAUCUCACUUCAUGCCCCGAACUCAAGGUGACAAGUUGCAGCUUCAGCUAGAGGCUUUCAGGUUCCAGCAACCAGACAGUGGACUGGUUUACAUCACAUGCAUGGUGAAGGUGGCUGUAGCAACAACGACUCCAAAUCCUGAACAGAAAGCUUGUUCCUUCUCUGCUAAUGGUUGGGUGUCUACAGAUGGUUCUGACCAGGUGUGUGGCUGCUGUGACUCCACAUGUAGUACCAGAAGAGGAAGUGACCAGCCCCAUAAAGAUCUGCGGUGGGAUAAAUACUCUGUUGGGCCCAUCAGUGUUAAGGAAUCUGGCUAUGGCCAAAAAUAACUGGAAGUGCUGUGACUUUAUUAAAGGGAUCUUAAUGGGU
Molecule: messenger RNA, 956 nt
Organism: Carassius gibelio (silver crucian carp)
Lineage: Eukaryota; Metazoa; Chordata; Actinopteri; Cypriniformes; Cyprinidae
Product: zona pellucida sperm-binding protein 3-like
Exons: 8
Coding region: 149-916 (255 amino acids)
Biological process (GO): egg coat formation; positive regulation of acrosome reaction; binding of sperm to zona pellucida
Cellular component (GO): extracellular matrix
Molecular function (GO): acrosin binding
Source: RefSeq, a predicted model, not a curated record